Condylostylus longicornis is the source of this 716-nucleotide messenger RNA. RefSeq names its product barrier-to-autointegration factor (gene baf). The record is from RefSeq and is a predicted model, not a curated record. The transcript has 2 exons. The coding region runs from base 121 to 393 and encodes 90 amino acids. NCBI's taxonomy places the organism in Eukaryota, Metazoa, Arthropoda, Insecta, Diptera, Dolichopodidae. Gene Ontology annotation, molecular function: DNA binding.
UCAGAAACAGAAGUUGAAUUGUUUUUCGCGUGUUUGUAGUGUCUUGAAAAGCGUCUUUUAACAAAUAUAAAAUAUAUUUUUGUAUUCUGAAAUCUUAAAUUAUAUUUAAAAUAAUCAAAUAUGUCUGGAACUUCCCAAAAACAUAAGAAUUUUGUAGCUGAACCUAUGGGAGAUAAAAGGGUUACAGAGUUGGCCGGUAUUGGUGAAACUUUGGGAAGUCGCUUAGAAGCUGCAGGGUUUGAUAAGGCUUAUACAGUUUUAGGCCAAUAUUUAAUUUUAAAAAAGGAUGAAGAACUUUUUCGAGAAUGGAUGAAGGACAUUUGUAAUGCCAGUUCAAAACAAGCAUCAGAUUGUUAUCAAUGUUUAAAUGAUUGGUGUGAGGAGUUCUUGUAAAUAUCAAAGAUUGUAAUAUUAAUAAAUGUAACUAACUAUAAACUAAUAUUAAAUUUUAAUAUGUAAAACUCAAAAAAAUAAGACAAAUUUAAUGAAUGAUUCGUCAAUUUAUGUUAAAGAAGUUCAAUUUCACUUAAUUCAUUUAUGUUACAAAUCUCGUUAGUUAAUAGUAUUUUUUUAAAAAAGAACAAAAAAUUUUAUUUUUAGACAAAAUUAACGCAUACAUUGUCAAUAGCUUUAAUUUGUAGCAAUUUUUUAAAAUUUAAUUGUAAAAUUAUAACUUUUGUACCUCUAUCUUUAAUAAGUGUCUAAUAAAACUAAAG